This is a messenger RNA of Sorex araneus (European shrew), 908 nucleotides long. Its product is annotated as chymotrypsinogen 2. The record is from RefSeq and is a predicted model, not a curated record. Gene Ontology annotation, molecular function: serine-type endopeptidase activity. Bases 49 to 840 code for a protein of 263 amino acids. Gene Ontology annotation, biological process: proteolysis. NCBI's taxonomy places the organism in Eukaryota, Metazoa, Chordata, Mammalia, Eulipotyphla, Soricidae. The transcript has 7 exons.
CAUAAGAGGGGCCCGCGGCUGGCAGCCCCACAUCGCCUGCUGCACACCAUGGCCUUCCUGUGGCUCGUGUCCUGCUUCGCCCUCCUGGGCUCCGCCUUCGGCUGCGGAGUCCCUGCCAUCCACCCCGUCCUGAGCGGUCUGUCCAGGAUCGUCAACGGUGAGGAUGCCAUCCCCGGCUCCUGGCCCUGGCAGGUGUCCCUGCAGGACAAAACCGGCUUCCACUUCUGCGGUGGUUCCCUCAUCAGCGAGAACUGGGUGGUGACCGCUGCCCACUGCGGUGUGAGAACCUCCCACCUGGUCGUGGCUGGCGAGUUUGACCAGGGCUCCGAUGCCGAGGACAUCCAGGUGCUGAAGAUCGCCCAGGUCUUCAAGAACCCCAAGUUCAACAUGUUCACCAUCAACAACGACAUCACCCUGCUGAAGCUGGCCACCCCCGCCCGCUUCUCCGAGACCGUGUCCGCCGUGUGCCUGCCCAGCGAGGCCGACAGCUUCCCCGCCGGCUCCGUGUGCGCCACCUCGGGCUGGGGCAAGACCAAGUACAACAAUGCCAACACCCCCGACAGGCUGCAGCAGGCCUCCCUGCCCCUGCUGGCCAACGACGAGUGCAAGAAGUUCUGGGGCAACAAGAUCACCGACCUGAUGGUGUGCGCCGGCGCCAGCGGCGUCUCCUCCUGCAUGGGUGACUCCGGCGGCCCCCUGGUCUGCCAGAAGGACGGCGCCUGGACCCUGGUGGGCAUCGUGUCCUGGGGCAGCGGCGUCUGCUCCACCUCCAUGCCCGGCGUGUACGCCCGCGUCACCGAGCUCAUGCCCUGGGUGCGCCAGAUCCUGGCCGACAACUAAGGCGGGGCUGCCCCUGCUCGCGAGCGCCCUCCUGCGCCUCACAUCGCAAUAAACUGACUUAAGCCCAG